AUGCGUAAAAAGUUUGUUUACAUUGCCUUCUUGAUUGGUAUAGCACUCACCAGCUGGAUAUAUUGGCAAUCGAAUGCAGAAUUUCAUGAUACUGUCGCCGUUAUUAAAAGGAAAAUAUACAAAUUAAACGAUGUUACACUUAAACCAGCGAUAACGUUUUGCCAAAGUCAUCCAUUUUUACUUAUAAUCGUAACUUCAUAUGUUGGUCAUGUGGAGUUACGAAGUGCUCAUAGAAGAGCUAUGCCUGCCGAGAAGUUGAGGGAAUUGAAUGCAGCUAGAAUAUUUUUGUUGGCCCAAAUACCGGACAAAGAAAAAUACAUAACUCAAUCUGCAAUAAAUGACGAGAGCAACACUUUUGGUGAUAUCUUACAAGGAACAUUCACAGAAAACUAUAGAAACUUGACAUAUAAACACCUGAUGGGCUUGAAAUGGGCCUCAACUGUGUGCCAGGAUGCAACAUAUAUACUCAAAGUGGAUGAUGAUACAGUAUUCAGCUUGGAAAGAACCUAUGAAUUUUUGAAAGCAUUAAAAUAUACUGAAGACCUAUUAUUAGGAUAUAUGCUGAACAAUACCAAGCCAAGAAGAAAUAAGGAGAACAAAUGGUAUGUCACUUGGGAUGAAUACUCUAGAUCAGAAUACCCUUUAUACCUAUCAGGGUGGUAUUACAUCACUACUCCUAAAGUUGCAGGAGACCUGUGUGAUGAAGCAAUUUACCAUCCAUACUUCUGGAUUGAUGACAUUUUUAUAACUGGCAUCCUCAGAGAAUCACUUGGUAUCAAAUUAAAACAACUCCCAGACACAUACUGGCUGGAAUAUUAUGAGUUACUUGAAUGCUGUAUAAAUGAUAUGAUUAAAAAAUCAAUUGAAUGUGAAUAUGUUGUGGGACCAAAUGGGAAUAGAAAUAAUUUAAUUGUAGAAUACAAUGAUGCAGUAAACCUAUGUGAUAAUAAGAAAAACUGUACCAAGAGGACUGCAGAUCAAGACUUACAUAAAACAUGUGUUGCACACCAAGAACGAACUAUAUUUGGUGAUGGUGGGCAGGUAGAAGUAAAAUCUAUAAAAUUGUAA
Molecule: messenger RNA, 1068 nt
Organism: Spodoptera littoralis (African cotton leafworm)
Lineage: Eukaryota; Metazoa; Arthropoda; Insecta; Lepidoptera; Noctuidae
Source: the annotation of a GenBank genome assembly